GGUGUAGCUCACUGUAGCUUUAGGCCACGUGAUUAAUUUUUUUAUUCUAAUAAAUUAUAUGAAAAGCACGCUUAAACCACGCGUGCAAAGUACUUGUUAACCCCGUUUAUUAACAAUACAAUAUAAUAAAAUAUAACAACAACAAUAAUUUUAUUAAAUUAUAAAUCAAUAAUUUAAAAUUCAAUAUGACAGACGAUGUGCCUGAUUUGGUGUCAAAUGAAGACCAACAAAUGGAGCUUAAUGAAAGCAUUGACAAUAGUGGAGAUGAUUGGGAUGAAAUUGAUGACAUGACAAAUCCCUUCAUUUGUUUAUUUUGUACUGAUGAAUUACAAGGUUUCCAAGAGGGUAUGAAGCACUUGAAAACAUGUCACGUUUUUGAUAUGCCAAAAUUUAUUAGUGAGCAACAACUUGAUGAUUAUUCCUAUCGUAAAUUUAUUAACUUUGUCAGAAAAAAUAAACCAUCACCACUUGAAUUAUCAAAGUCAAAUAAUACUUGGCUUGAUGAUGCUUAUUUAACACCAGUUAUUCAAGAUGAUGCUUGGUUAAUGUUGGAUAUUGAAGAAUUUGAGUAUCAAAAAUCCAUUGAAAGCUCAACAAAUUCAGCAUCAAUUAAUAUUGAUAAUGGAAGUGAUAAUGUACAAGUUGAUGAAUUAAAAAAAACAAUUGCAUUGUUAAAAGGACAAUUGAAUGAACGUGAGACUGCUUGUUAUUUAGCAAAACAGCAAAUUGAUGAGAUGCAAAAGAAAAUACAAAAUAUUGUAUUAGAUAAUGAUGAUGAUGAUGAGAUUCCUCCUUCAAAGAGAUGUGUUAAAAAUGUUAAACUAGUUGAUGAUGAGGGUUAUUUUAAUACAUACAGUCAUUUUGCAAUACAUCACGAAAUGUUAACAGAUACUGUGAGAACUGAAAGUUAUCGUGAUGCAUUAUUAACUAAUUCUCAUAUAUUUAAAAAUUGUACAAUGCUAGAUGUUGGUUGUGGUACUGGUAUAUUAUCAAUGUUUGCUGCUAAAACAGGAUGUAAAAAAGUAUUGAGUAUUGAUCAAUCAGAUGUUAUUUAUCAUGCAAUGGAUAUUGUAAGAGAAAAUAAUUUAAAUGAUAUUAUUGAAUUAAAAAAAGGUAGAUUGGAAGAUAUUGAUAUUGGUGUUGAUAAAGUUGAUGCAAUUGUAUCUGAAUGGAUGGGAUAUUUUUUGUUAUUUGAGGGUAUGUUGGAUACUGUUAUUUAUGCUAGAGAUCAUCAUUUAAAACCUGGUGGUAAAUUAUUACCAAAUAGAUGUACAUUAAGUGUUGUUGGAAGUGGUGAUACCAAACGUUAUAUUGAUCUUGUUGAUUAUUGGUCAAAUGUUUAUGGUUUUAAAAUGAGCUGUAUGAAAGAAAAAGUUGUUAAAGAACCAAGCAUUGAAAUUUGCAGUGCAAAAGAUAUUAUAACAACAGUUUCACAAAUUCAAAAUUUUGAUUUAUACACUGUUGAUACAAAUUGUGUUAAUUUUAGUUCACCAUUUGAGCUUAAAGUUAAAAAAACAGGCUCAUUAACAGCAAUUGUUGGUUAUUUUGAUGUAUUUUUUGAUUUGGAUAAUCCAAUUGAAUUUAGUACUGGACCACAUGCACAAUCAACACAUUGGAAACAAACUGUUUUUUCACUCAGUGAACCAAUUAGUAUUACUGAAGGUGAAACUAUAACUGGUAAACUUAUCUGCCAGAGACAUCCCAAGGAUAUUCGAGCAUUAAUUGUCACUCUUUGUGUAAAAAAUAUUCGUCAAGUUUUUUAUUUAGAUUAAACGUAAUAAAUAAAUAAAUAUAUUUUAACGAAUAACACACAAUUAAACAAUA
Messenger RNA from Aphidius gifuensis, 1824 nucleotides. RefSeq names its product protein arginine N-methyltransferase 1 (gene Art3). The record is from RefSeq and is a predicted model, not a curated record. Gene Ontology annotation, molecular function: protein-arginine N-methyltransferase activity. Bases 186 to 1772 code for a protein of 528 amino acids. Gene Ontology annotation, biological process: peptidyl-arginine methylation. Gene Ontology annotation, cellular component: nucleus. NCBI's taxonomy places the organism in Eukaryota, Metazoa, Arthropoda, Insecta, Hymenoptera, Braconidae. The transcript has 6 exons.